AUGAAGAUAAAGGAGCUAGCAAAAUGUCCGUCUGACACAAAUUUAAAUGCACAUAAUAACCCGGACACAUCCUAUUCUCAGAAAAAAAGAAAGAAAGAAGGAUAUAUAAAGUUGAACCAUCAUCUAUGCCUCGUCCUCUUUAGUGGGCCUGUCCUUUGCAAUGCGUGGGAGCAAGCCCUGGGCCCAAUCCCAGGCAUUGAGAACCAAGUAGCUUCCGAUGCCAGCAAUGAAGCCAUAGGCGAUGGAAUACGUCAAGGGCAUCAAGAGCAUGGUGAGGAAUGCGGGAAUGGCCUCUCUCAUAUCCCCCCAUUCCACUUCCCCCGUGGCCCUCAUCAUCAUCACCCCCACUCCCACCAGCGGCGGCCCCACCGCCCACGCCGGUAUCGACGCCAGCAGCGGCGUCACGAAAAGGGCCGCCCCGAAGUAGGCUGCAGCGGCCAGCGCCGUGAGCCCCGUGCGUCCCCCCUCCCUUAUCCCCGUCGACGACUCUAUGAAAGCCGUCACGGGCGACGUCCCCAGCAGCGACCCCACCACGAUGGCCGACGCGUCAGCCAUGAAAGCAAAGUACUGCCCCUCGAAAUCUCCGUUGCCGUCCGUGAGUCCCGCGAAACUCGCCAUCGAGCACAGUGUCCCCGUCGUGUCCAGUAUGUCCACGUACAGAAACGUGGCCACCGCCUCCCAGAAUCGCCGCCUCCCCACCCCCGCGAAGCUCAGCGCUCCCGCCGUGGUCUCGAUCUCGUGCGCGUCCACUACUCUCUUGAAAUAUCGGUACGCGGCGUCCCCGGCCGGAGUCUGGGGGAACGCCGUCACGGAGGUGUUCCUGAACCAGGAGACGGCGGUGACGAAGACGAUGCCGUAUAUGAUGGCGCCCUUCACUUCUUUUACCAGACAGUAGGCUAUGAGGACGAAGCCAGCGACGCCGAGCCAGAGGGUGGGGCUGCGCAUCGUCCCGUGCAGGCAGAGGAUGUUAUCCGAGACACUGCCGCCGGGGAUGAGGGAGACGGUGCCGUUGGGGAAUGCAACGACGGGUGCCACGGCUGCACGCGCGGAGCUGGGGCAGCCGCCGAGGGUGACCUUGGCACGAAGGCCGACAACAGAGAUGAGGAGGAAGAUGAGGCCUUCCACAAAGACCACAGCGAGGGCCUCCCGGUAGGAGAGGUCGCCGGAGCCGUGGAAGCCGACCAUGGUGUAGGCAAAGUAGGCGUUGGCGCCCAUCCCGGGGGCAAGGGCGAGGGGGAGGUUGGCGAACACUCCCAUGAUCACGCAGCCGACUAUGGAGGAUGCGGCCGUGGCCACGAUGAGGUCGCGUUUGGUGGUCUCGAGGCACGCGGCGUAGCCCGGGUUGACGGGAGGGAAUUUGCAGGCGGGGGUGGGGGGGACGAGGGUGAGGUUGCUCGCGCGGCAGUCAGGGGCGGAGAGCAAUGGGUCGGAGCAUAUGGGGGUGCAGUCGGAGAUGGAGCAGGUGCCGCCGGAGUCGGAGAGGAUGGAGGCGUUGACGGCAAGGAUGUAGGCCAUGGUGAGGAACGUGGCGGUGCCAGCACGGAGCUCUGUGGUGAAGGUGCUCUUGCGCUCGGUCAGCUUGAAGCGUCUCCCGAUGCGGCUGGCAGCGACGUAGGAGUUGAGGCGGUCAUUCUUUGUUUUUCUAAUGGAAAAUCUUCUAUAAUCAUAUCCCGCACAGAAUGA
Messenger RNA from Striga asiatica, 1683 nucleotides. The record is from the annotation of a GenBank genome assembly. NCBI's taxonomy places the organism in Eukaryota, Viridiplantae, Streptophyta, Magnoliopsida, Lamiales, Orobanchaceae.